This is a messenger RNA of Daphnia pulex (common water flea), 3108 nucleotides long. It is a transcript of the gene Synd, whose product is annotated as protein kinase C and casein kinase substrate in neurons protein 1-like. Gene Ontology annotation, molecular function: protein binding; phospholipid binding. The record is from RefSeq and is a predicted model, not a curated record. NCBI's taxonomy places the organism in Eukaryota, Metazoa, Arthropoda, Branchiopoda, Diplostraca, Daphniidae. Gene Ontology annotation, biological process: cytoskeleton organization; regulation of endocytosis; plasma membrane tubulation. The transcript is spliced from 9 exons. Gene Ontology annotation, cellular component: endosome; cytoplasm; plasma membrane. The coding region runs from base 61 to 1554 and encodes 497 amino acids.
UUUCGAAACGUCUCAAAUUCAUUUUUUCUUUUCAGUUCGUUUCACGGGGCCUGGCCGGAGAUGUCGCAUCACAGCGAGGAGAACUUGCUGACGGCGUCGGGCGGGUCUUUUUGGGAGCCUGGCAUUUACAAGAGGACAACGAAACGCAUCGAGGAUGGCAACCGAUUGUGCACGGAUCUGGUUCAGCUCGUGAUGGACCGGGCCGAGAUCGAGAAGAAUUACGCCAAGAAUCUCAAAGCGUGGUCAAAGAAAUGGAACGAGCUCAUCGAGAAAGGGCCUGAAUACGGGACGACAGAAGCCGCCUGGAAAGGAGUCCUUGUGGAAUCGGAUCGCCUUUCGGACUUGCAUACUAAAAUCAAGGACCAUCUGUCGGAGGAUGUCCCCACUCAGAUCAAAAGCUGGCAAAAGGACGCCUACCACAAGUCGAUGAUGGUGCUGAAAGAGAAGAAAGAAAUGGACGACUGUUUCAAGAAAGCCCAAAAACCUUGGGUCAAGAUCCUGAACAAAGUCGACAAGGCCAAAUUGGACUACCAUAACGCUUGCAAAGCUGAGCGAUCAGCCUCCAAUCAGGAGAGGAACGCUACCGGAGACAACGCCGUUUCGCCUGAACAGGUCCGCAAACUGCAGGAGCGCGUUCAACGAGCCAAAGAGGAGGUGCAACGAACCAAGGAGAAGUACGAGGCCGCCUUGCAGGAGAUAAAUUCAUACAACCCCAAGUACAUGGAGGACAUGCAAGAAGUGUUUGACAAGUGCCAGCAAAUGGAGGCCCAACGACUCACUUUCUUCAAAGAAGUUCUCUUCAAUAUCCACAAAGGAUUGAAUAUCAGUCAGGAUCCAACGUUGCCACAAAUUUACGAAGAGUUGUACCACACAGUCAACAACGCCGACCACGACAAGGACCUCAAGUGGUGGUCGUUUAAUCACGGAGUCAACAUGGGCAUGAACUGGCCGCAAUUUGAGGAUUAUUCUGAAGAAUUCCGCGACAUUGGCGGCGUGAAAGGAAAAGGCAAAGCGCAGCUACCCGAAGGCGCCAUCACUCUCAUCAAUCAGCGUAUCGUCACCGACGACCUCCCCGAGCCCGGAUCGACGCAAACGGGUUUGGAUAAAGGACGUAAAGGGAGCACGAAGAAUGCCGAGAGUCGUUCGAUCGGGGCGGUGGCAUCAACUACGUUGAGUAGCGGCAGCAGCUCGGGCGGCAAAAGUCCCGGCACUGGUGGGGGCAACGGCGGCGGCAACGCUGAUAAGAACAACAGAAGUGCAAGUGGAGGAAGUGCCAACGUCAGCAACGGGACGACGAGCCGACCGGAAGGCAACCCGUUCGAGGAAGAAGAAUGGGACGAAUAUCCAAACGAAGCCCUGGUCGAUAACGGUGAGCCGGGCGUCCCCGUCAAGGCUCUCUACGACUACGAAGGCGCUGAAUUUGACGAAUUGAGCUUCAAAAAGGGUGACGUUUUCGAGAAAUUGGAGGACGAAGACGAACAAGGAUGGUGCAAAGGUCGCAAAGAUGGUCGAGUGGGUCUCUACCCGGCCAACUACGUCGAGACGGUCGAUUGAAUAUGCCCAAUAUAUAAAAACACACACUGUAGAGAGUGGGAUUUCAUCAUCAUCCAUAUGGUCGUCACACACAUAAUUGUUACAUUUGAUCGCUAAUCCUUAUAUAACCAAAUUCCCACACACCACACAGACAAUUUAAAAAUUUAUUUUGUUUUUGUUUAUUUCCGGAAAUUUAAAAAUCCAUCAAUUGGUUUUCAAUUCGUCUUGUGCACUCUCCUCUUUCUGUCUCAGCCUUUCAAGUACCAAAAUUUCAAAAAAAAAAUAUGGCGCGCGUGUGUGUGUGUGUGUGUGCAUCUGGGAGUGUCUUGUGUGUUUGAUGCCAGUCGAGGAUGAAUCAUUCUCGUAGUGCCAGUUGUUGUCUUCUUAUUGGCCCAUCCACCUCCUAACCUAUUAGCAGCCGACAACAUCAUUGAUGAUGUACAUCCUCCUCCUCCUCUUAUUGCUCCUAUACUUUUCUCCUGUCUUGUCUGUCGUAGAGAUAUAGUAUCUAGUGUUACUAUAUCCUUUCUAUUUGGCAGCUGUUGUGUCUCUCACACACACAAUCAUCUUGUCUGGCACUCUCAGUGUUAAAGUUGGGCAUUCCUGACCUUUCUCUCCUCCCCCCAUUUUGUGUGUGUAGUCUCGUCCUGCGUUUCACACACCGACACGCGUAUCACCCAUGUGCCCGUCUUCCUCGUUGAUUAACUUGCAAUAGUCUGACACCUUGUUCGCAGUUAAACGAAAAAAAACAAAAACAAAAAAGAAACAAACAAACAAAAGAGAAAAAGCAAAAUUUUUCAAUUUAGUUGAUAGUUGUUUUUCUUCACUGACACGUUAAGACCCAACUCACACCUUCUUCUCCUGCAUAUAACAAUUUCUUGAUUGUCUUGUGUACUAUUGUAUAAAAGAAACAGCAAAAAAACAAACAAAACAUUUAGGGCUUUGUUAAUGAGAAACAUUCACCUUGUCAUUCCUCCUCCCUUAUUCGACUAAAUAAGGAUCGGUGGGGCGGGGUCUUUAGAACUUUAAAAACCUUCCCCCUUUAUGUGUGUUGAUCAGUUCCGCCUUGUUAUUGUUUCUUUCAUUUCUUUACUCUUUUGGGCUUUCCCUUAAUGCACUUUAAAGGAAUUUCUCUUCUUUUGGUCUGUUGCUCAACAAACACGGUUUAAGGUAGUUACCCUAGCUCCAUUCUUUUGUGUAUGUUCAUUUCGUUUUGUUGAUUUUCUUCAUUUCCUUUUGUGUUUUGGGGCUCAACGAGGAAGUGAAACGCCACAGAGAAAGAGAAAAAAAAAGGUGAGAACAGAAAAAUGUCAAAGGGCAAACAUUUUGAAGGGGGGGGGGAUUUUUGCUUGACAAUUGAUUUUGAUUCCAAAAGAAUCCACAAAUGCUGAAAGUUCAUUUUUGUUUUUUCUUGCAAUUUCAAAAUCUAAUUUUUUUGUUUUGUUGUGUCUCUCCCUCCUCCAGCUCUACAAAAUUCAAACUAUAUAAGUGUGCUUUCAUUUAAUCGUCAUAGAACCGUAAUAAUAAUAACAUGGUCGCGGGAGUCGAUGGAGACACACGCCCUUAAAACGAGAA